Blastomyces dermatitidis ER-3 is the source of this 642-nucleotide messenger RNA. RefSeq lists its product as uncharacterized. The transcript is spliced from 2 exons. The record is from RefSeq and is a predicted model, not a curated record. Lineage: Eukaryota; Fungi; Ascomycota; Eurotiomycetes; Onygenales; Ajellomycetaceae. The coding region runs from base 1 to 615 and encodes 204 amino acids.
AUGGCGGAACUUUCACAGGGAGAUCGCGACAUUAUCAAGAACCAUCCUCUAACCAACUCAGUCAAUAGUUUACAAGCUUUACAGGGAGAGGAUGCAGCUUACAGCCUUCGCUCACGGAUGAGUGAUGGAAAUGUGGCAUCUGAUCUAGCACAAUUAGUCGAGCGCCUCCAAAAGGCAAAAGGAAACUUCAGAUACUAUGAGUAUCGGCUGCUAGUAUGUCUAGUCAUCCAAAGACCACCAGACAUCGAACUCCAGAGCGUCGAAAAAUGGAACAUCGACAUCUGGAAAGCUAUAUUUAACCUCAUUGUCACAAUCCCUCGAACAACACCAUCAGCGAGCAUCCCCCCCUCCUUUGACAACACCCCAGUCAAAUCCACCUCAUCAUCACAGAAAGGUUCCAAACAGACACUUGAGUUAGUGAAUCCAAGAAUCUUUGAGGAGAUACAUGACUGCAAAUUUCAAGAUGUUGAGGGCUUCUUCAACAAGUACUUUGAGGGAAAAGACUGGAGCAGCAAAGCGGAUGCUAUCUGUCAACAUGUGCUAGCCUCAGACAGUGAUGAUGGCAAUUGGGCCCAGUUCCCUGAUCCUUCUACACAGGCUGAUGUCCUCACCUGAUGAUUUCAUCUUCAAGAAGAUCUUCUC